This is a messenger RNA of Oppia nitens, 528 nucleotides long. RefSeq names its product E3 ubiquitin-protein ligase MARCHF2-like. Lineage: Eukaryota; Metazoa; Arthropoda; Arachnida; Sarcoptiformes; Oppiidae. The record is from RefSeq and is a predicted model, not a curated record. Bases 1 to 528 code for a protein of 175 amino acids. The transcript has a single exon. Gene Ontology annotation, molecular function: zinc ion binding.
AUGGUCAGAAAAGAGUUGAAAACGUGUAAAAUAUGUCUGAAAGAGGAGACAGUCGCCGAUCCGGUGCUCAUAGUAUGCAACUGUCCUAACAUUUGGGUACACAAAUCGUGCGGCGAACAGAUGCUCGAACUGACCGCUCAAACCAAUUGCGAGUUUUGCCAAUUUCCGUACCGUACGGAACGCUAUGCCAACAGUUGGCUCCGGUAUCUGUUGGAAACGCCCGAAGAGUUGUAUGAAUUUUGUGAUGCACUCAGACGUACGAUCUAUGUUAUACACAUUUGGAUCAUAAUUUUAGCACUAGUCGUACAAUUGUCUUACCAGUGCUUGUCGUCGUCGUCGGCAUACAUAAGCUUAUGGGUGUACUUAGUAUUGGCUCUACUGAUCACUUGUUUUAGGUUUUACGUAGACAUCCGGAUCUGGCAAAUCUAUUACAAUCGGAUAGCAUUUAGUCUAAUAGAUUGGCGCAAAACACACUAUUCGGUCGUUUUGUACGCCAAUCCCGAUCCCAGACCUCAAACUCAGGGCUAG